This is a messenger RNA of Haliotis rubra (blacklip abalone), 1304 nucleotides long. RefSeq names its product protein lethal(2)essential for life-like. Gene Ontology annotation, molecular function: protein folding chaperone. The record is from RefSeq and is a predicted model, not a curated record. Lineage: Eukaryota; Metazoa; Mollusca; Gastropoda; Lepetellida; Haliotidae. The transcript has a single exon. Gene Ontology annotation, biological process: protein refolding; response to heat. The coding region runs from base 288 to 794 and encodes 168 amino acids.
UUCGAGUGACCGGGUUUCGAGCAUGCUGGAAAACAUCAACAUAGCGAGACUCGAUUCGUUAACGCAGGUUUUCAUAAGAAAACGCUCAGAGUUUAUACGUUUCAGUGUUGGAAGCAGAUAUCAAAGGCACUUGAAAGUCGUGUAGAACGGGUUAUUCACACCUGCAUUUGACUUUUGUGUCAAGUAUUGUGAAAACAGCUUCGAUUGUUCUCGAACUUGGCCUUGGGUGACAUAUACUUCCGCAUUGGGAGCGUCAGUCAACAAGACACCCACCUGCAAGCCGCAGCAUGUCUCUCGAACGGAUUCUCACUCCAGCUCUACUCGACUUCCACUACUUCGAUGAGAUCUUCGAGGAAACACACCGAGAAGUUGCUAAGAUGCAUCAAGACAUGCGAUCAGCAAUGCUUCGGAUUACACCGCCCGACCAGUUGAUGGAAGGCAAUAACUCGCACACACAAAGAGUGGAGGCAUUUAGGAGGACUGUUACAACUAACGAGGACGGCAGUCGAGAAUUUCUUCUGAAGCUGGACGUCAGUACAUUUAAACCAGAAGAAAUUGUACUGAAAACUGACGGAAAUGAACUCUCAAUCGAAGCCAAACACGAGGAAAAGAGUGACACUUCCCGAGUAUUUCAUCAAUUUUCCCGCCAUUACACCCUGCCGGAGGGCACGGUGACCGACGCGCUGGCCUCGACAUUAUCUAAAGAUGGCGUCCUGACGGUCAAAGCCCCUGUUACUGCCGACAACGCAAUUGAAGGACCAGCGGCCAAGAAACCAGCCCUGGAGAUCCAGUGAACAUCCUUUGAUCAUUAUGGAGGCUAUUUGGGGCCAUAUUUUGACAAUAAUUUAGUAAGCUACUUUUAGUUUGGUUAGCCAUGAUAUUCGCACUUUAGUGGCUGCUAUGAUAUAUCAUUUUUGCUUUAAAAAAUAUCUUGUCCGCUAUCUGCAUAAGGCACGUACUAAACAUACUUGCUUAUUGCCCCAGGCAGUUCAUUUCAGUUAGUGGGGUUAAAAACAAUGAAAAUGAAAGUUUGUUUACAUGCUGCAUGUGAUUUAUUGUCACUAAUAUUGUUAUUACCAGUUUUACAAGUAUGGUUGUUAUUUACAAAGACAUUGUUCAUUGCUAGUUUCAGUUUUUACAAUUCAUACCCAAUUGACAUUAUUAUGUUAACCUUGAGCUAGGAAAUCCACACUGAAAUAGGUUUACUUCAUUUUGAAUAUUGUACAAGUUAAUAUCACUAGAGUUCAUGUGUUAGGAGAUGUUGGUAUACGUUCAUACGUUCAGAAUAAAUGUUUUGGACCAGA